This is a messenger RNA of Racocetra persica, 579 nucleotides long. NCBI's taxonomy places the organism in Eukaryota, Fungi, Glomeromycota, Glomeromycetes, Diversisporales, Gigasporaceae. The record is from the annotation of a GenBank genome assembly.
UUACAUCACAUGGUUCCUGCAAUACUAACCUGUGUGGUAAGAAAGAAAUUUGGUCUCGAUCCUGAAUAUCAUUGGAGAAUACGAGAUUCAGCCGCACGCGUACUUGCCAAAAUAUGUGAUCGAUUUGGAAUGGAAUAUAAUACUUUACAACCAAGAGUUAUCAAGACGUUAUUGUCCGCUUUAAUUGAUCAAACAAAAUCUUUAAGUACACAUUAUGGUUGUAUAGUGGCACUAGGUGCAUUGGGACGUGAAGUUAUAAAGACCAUCUUGGUACCAAACCUUAAAACAUAUUCAGAAAUAUUAGAACAGCGUAAAAAACUUGAUAAAAAUAAAGCAGAACGUUGCGAAAAUACUAUUAUGGAUAUACUACCGAAAUUAAAAGGAAGUAGUAUUCCAAUGGACGAAUCACAGAUGUCAGAUGAGGAAUUGCAACAAAAAUUAGAAGACAAAAUUGGAGCUCAAUUUGCGAAGCAAGUAAUGGAUAAAAUUGAGGAUAGAGAAGGAAAAUCAAUAACGAUAUUUCUUGCAAAUCAAUUGCCUAGGUAUCUUGAGUACUUUUUAAAGAGGUUGACAUUAGAG